Messenger RNA from Solanum stenotomum, 405 nucleotides. RefSeq lists its product as uncharacterized. The record is from RefSeq and is a predicted model, not a curated record. The transcript has a single exon. NCBI's taxonomy places the organism in Eukaryota, Viridiplantae, Streptophyta, Magnoliopsida, Solanales, Solanaceae. Bases 1 to 405 code for a protein of 134 amino acids.
AUGUGGGCACUUAAGAAGCUAAAUUUGGAUUGGGGCGCCACAUCAAGUCAAAGAAUGAAUGAGCUGAACGAGCUCGAUGAGUUUUGCCUGAAAGAAUAUGAAUGUUCAGCCUUGUACAAGGAGAAUAUGAAGAAGUACCAUGAUAAAAAAAUCGACAAGCGUGAACUUUCUCCUGAUGAUCUGGUGCUAUUAUUUAACUCAAGGUUGCGCUUAUUUCCUGGCAAACUCAAGUCCAAGUGGACUGGGCCAUUCAAAGUAACUAAAGUAUUUCCCCACAGAGCUGUUGAACUUGAAAACAAGGAAGGAAUGAGGUUCAAGGUGAACGGUCAGCAGAUAAAGAUCUACUUGGGGCAAUAUGAGAGUGUCAAUAAGAUGAUAGAGAUAUGGGAUCUUGAUGAAGUCUGA